AUGGUCUGCGGUAGGAACGGCAACAAUGGCAACGAAACCGGCAACACCACCAACUUUAAUAGUGGGUCACAAUCUCUCCACAUUCACGCUGAGACGGCCCAGGUAUGUACGGCUUCACCGGGCAACCCCUUCAGUGGCCUCGACGUCGAGACGUCCAAGAUCAGCGGACCUAGCACCAAACGCCCAACUUACAGCGAUCACUGUUCCGCCAUGUCCAUCACCGGUACAGAGCUUCGUGCAUACAACAAGAGCGGAGAAGACCCAACAGGCGAGAUCGAGAUGCUUUUCUACUACUUCAAGCGCAUGCGCGAAGGCAAGGCAAAACCCAACGAGGGAACUCAAAACCGAAACGAACUUCCAGAUGCCAACUAUCUUGGCGGUAAGUUCCUUACUGGCACACCGCAGGACGACAGGCCGUUCUCGAGUCCUCAGAAAUUCUUCCUAGGGGCAGCACGAGGUAACAAGAUGGAAGUUCUCGAUGUGAAAGGUCUCUCCGAGCGCCUAAGAUGGGAAGACAACGAGUAUUGGUUGCACCUCGAGGCUGAGACUCCGUUCGAGAAGUAUCCCGCAAAACAACAUGCGCGGAGGGUGCAAGAGAAGUUGGGUGUUGAGGAAGGCUUGAUAUACCUCUCAGGUCAGCCGGCGAGAAACAACGAGGAUAGCGACAUGCCAGCGCCAUUUCGACAACGCCGAUACUUCUACUAUUUAAGCGGAUGCAAUGAGCCUGACUGCCAUCUGACGUACGACACGCGACGAGACGAACUCUCUUUAUUCAUUCCACGCAUCAAGCCCGAACGCGUCAUCUGGAAUGGCCGCGGCUCUACUCUGGCAGAGGCGCUUGUGAAGUACGAUGUUGAUCAAGUUUUUUAUGCAGAUGAGCUUCAGUACGCUGUCCAAGGUUGGGCAAUCAGUAAUCGGCAGGCUGGAAUCUACAUCCUGCACCAGGCAUCGUCAUUCCCAGGUUGCGAGAACUUUAAGCCUCGCAUCGAUUCGACAAACCUUCGGCCAGCGAUGAACAUAUGUCGCAUGGUCAAGGAUGAUCACGAGAUCAAACUCAUCCGGAAGGCGAAUGACAUAAGCUCGCAAGCACACCGAGAAGUACUUGCUAACAUCGCAAAGUUCAAGAACGAAGCGCAGGUUGAGGGUCUUUUCAUAGAUGUGUGCAUAUCGCAUCAAGCGAAGCAACAGGCUUAUGAUCCCAUCGCUGCGUCUGGGCCGAAUGCUGGAACUCUUCAUUAUGACGCGAACAACGAAGAUCUCGCAGGUCGUCAACUCAUGUGUUUAGACGCAGGAUGCGAGUACGAACUCUAUGCAAGUGACAUUACAAGAAGUUUCCCGCUGUCUGCUUCUUGGCCGAGCAAAGAGGCAGAGAACAUUUACAAGCUAGUCGAACGUAUGCAGGAGACGUGUAUCAAGCGGCUAGAACCUGGCGUGAGGUAUCUGGAUCUCCACAUCAUGGCACAUCAGAUCGCUAUCGAUGGACUGCUGCAGCUAGGAAUCCUCCACAACGGAACGAAGGAAGAAAUUUACAGGUCUGGCACAAGUAGAGCGUUCUUUCCGCAUGGUCUUGGACAUCACAUAGGUCUCGAGGUGCAUGAUGUGGGUCAGGCACAGCUGAUGAGUGUCAGAAGAGGAAAGCCAGUGUACCAGCAGGCGCCGUCCCUCUACCCACAGAACUUCCAUGUCCCGGUGUAUGACUCCAAGACCUGUCACGCGCCAUCCGACCCCCAGAGCAGCCAUCUCGAAGAAGGCAUGAUUGUCACGGUGGAGCCUGGCAUCUACUUUUCGGCAUAUGCGCUACAGCACUUCUAUCUCCCAUCUCCCAUCCACUCUAAGUUUAUCAAUAGUGAGGUAUUGGAGCGAUACAUGCCUGUGGGCGGUGUUCGCAUUGAAGACGACAUUCUUAUCACCUCUUGUGGUUACGAAAACUUAACGACGGCCCCCAAAGGCGACGCGAUGCUUGAAAUUAUCCGGAAUGGGAGAGUUAGUAUCAUGGACCUAUCGGGUCCAGGUCUUGCCCCCCUACGAAGACUGAGUAGCGAUGUAGAGCCGGCCUUACGCCGCGCUCCCGGCAUUUCCAAGAAGAUACCACCGCAACACCUGCAAAGGCCGCUUGCCAGAGCGACGACUCUACCCGCGGACUUCAAGCAGCAGCACGGUAUCGAUCUCGAGCCUCUCGCAGGCCCUUCGUUGUUUUCGAACUUCUCACGGUCAAUGACUACGGAAGAGAAGAUUCAACAGUGGCAGCACAAACAAAACUCAGUAGAUACUGUGCCAUACCCUCCAAUAAACGUGGAGAAGCUGCAAUCGGUGUGCGGCGAGACAAGUCCGAACGUCCAACAUGUCUACAUGAGCAACGCCUCUACCCCAGCCUCCCUACCACGACCAAGUUCUGAAUUCGAAAGCACACCUAAGUGCAAGAAUUGUGCGAUACUCGUCCAAACGCUAGAUCGACUGCGUCAGAACCUUACGUCCUCAACCCAGAGCUCUUCGAAGUCUGAGACGAAGUCGAUGGUAAGAACCGACUUGAGAAGAAGGAACACCGCACCAUUGUGUGAUGAAGCUCCAUUAGCCGUGCCACACAUUGAUGGGUUGUCCGUUGGCGCAUCGGCUUGCACUGUUAACCUCGACAAGCGGCAAAGAAUUGCACUCCCUCCACCUCAUCCUAUUCCAGUUGGACCUGCCGAAAUAAGAGCAACCCAAUGGCAUAGACGCUAUCACACAGCUCCUCCCUCACGUACGGUUCGACCUCAGGCCCUGAGCGGCCAGGUUUUUCAACCACAUCCUCCGCGCGAACAGUUGGCGACCAACGCAAACCUUGCUUCGCCGCGCCAGCAAUUACCCGCAACCACAACUCUUUCGUCACGGCCCAGACGUCGUAGCACUAAAGAUGAACCUGAGCCUUCUCCGUGCACAGAAGGUAUAGAAGCGGAAGCUACACGAGAGAAGUUAGAGUCUUUGCAGUUGAGGCUCGAUUCGCUAGAGGAGCGCGCUCGUGUCAAGAAAAGACAGCAAAACCAGGCCGUGCUGCCGGAACGGUUCCUCGCUUCCCGACCGUCAAUGCCAGUUUUGAUGUCCCAGAAUCCAUGGCAGCAACACAGCAUAGAACCUCGACGUAUGGAGAGGAGAGGUCCUGUCAAGAGGAGGUCAACCGACAUCGCAGGUCUUGACAUUGACCGAUCUCAGCUUAGAUGCCAAGAGGAGGGCGAUGCAUUGAUUAGAGAUACGUUCUUUUUACGUUAA
This is a messenger RNA of Alternaria atra, 3243 nucleotides long. RefSeq lists its product as uncharacterized. Lineage: Eukaryota; Fungi; Ascomycota; Dothideomycetes; Pleosporales; Pleosporaceae. The record is from RefSeq and is a predicted model, not a curated record. Gene Ontology annotation, molecular function: metalloaminopeptidase activity; manganese ion binding. The transcript is spliced from 6 exons. Bases 1 to 3243 code for a protein of 1080 amino acids.